CUGGAUUUAGAUGAAGUGCAGUUUUGUGAGCCUGCGUGGCCAGAUCCCUUUUGUAAAUGAAAGCAUGUUUGAAGGUGCCUUGUUCAGGAACUGGGUGAAUGGCAGGACUGUCGGGUUUAUCAGGACACACAUGCAGUCACAAAGCGUGUGCAAAUGUGCUGAAGUGGGGAAAACAGAUCAAACUCGUGAGAGUGGCGUUUUGUUUAAUUUAAGCUGAACCGUUAACUCAAAUGCUAAUUGCAAGCACAGCUUCUCAAUCGGUAUUACAGGCUAUGUAAUAUGCUCUUUCUGUAUUUAUUCAAUGUCUGAUAAUAAUAAUAAUAAUAAUAAUAAUAAUAAUAAUAAUAAUAAUAAUAAUAGUAAUAAUGAAACAAACAGGUGCCUGUCUGCCUCUCGAAAUUAGAGCGAUUUUAAGAUUCCCCUUCAAUAAGGGGUGAAUUUCGGCUAUUGCAUGAUACCGUGACCUAGAUGUGCUGUCAUCUUUAAAAUAACAUCACACACACGCACACGCAGGCGCACACGCACACGUACACGCACACGCACAGACACAGCCCUCUCAACAACCCAAAUGAGAAUGCCUGCAAAACAAUAUGAGAUGCAAAAAAAGAGAGGUUGUUUUAUAAUUGAGUAAACGCGAGCAUACUGCUGUGUUUGGAAAUUCCCUAGGUUAGUUACGCUGCAGGAUGAGGACGCGCUGUGCAUCCCUCGAGAGCUCGACCAAUAGCUAUACUAAUCACGAAGCAGAGGCAAUCCACCCCGGUCCUGCCUAAACACCCACUUUCUCCAGAAACACCGAUCUGUGCAGAGCGCCUCGGCAAAGGGGGCGAGGAACACACGCGUAUCGACCUGCGCUUGGGGCUCCGCGUUCGCAAUUUGCAUUUCACAGCAUCGUUCCUUUCUAUUGCAGAGGCAGACCGUAGUGAAAUCUGUUGCAAUCAACGUCUUUUUUAUAUAAACUAAACAAAAACGCGCGAGUCUGUCAGAGAAAGCUUGUGUCACAUGGCACGCAUUGCCUCUGCUGCAUCUAUAUCAGAUUUUUUUUAAUCACCAGCGCCGUGAUCAAAUAAAAGGUGUGUGGAUAAGUGCGUGUGUGGGUCCACUUCUUUGUGAGGAGCAGAGAGGAGAGCAGAGAGGAGAUGCAGUCCAGCCUCUAACGCACUGGAUUAUGUACAUGGUUUUGCAUGGAGCUCUUGCGCCUGAGCGACUUUAUUUCCUUUGAAAACACGAGAAAUAUUCUCUCCUAUAUCUGAGAAGAAAAAGAAAAACAGCAUUUGUUUGAUUUAAACAUUUUUCACUGACGUUUAUUUUUUUACCAUCAAAUGCCAGCUGUUUAUUUUUCAAAUUGUUGAUAACAAUUGUUUAAUAUUUUCUUUGUCUUUGUCAUUAUAUUUCUUUCUUUAUUUUUAAAGAAAUUUAAGAAGAAAAAAAACGUCAACGCAUCAGUCAAAAAUGUGUAUCUGGCUUUUUAAGAACUAGCUUGAUUCGGGAAAGUGAUUAAAAAUAAAUAAAUAUAUAUACUUUUUUAUAUAACAGGAAUUAAAAUCGGGUUGAUUUGAAAAAUGGCAAUCAACACAGAUGCUCAGUAUGAACAGACACUUCUGGGUGGAAGCGGCACGACUUUGCCCAGCGACUCCCAUGAAACCGAGAAACUCCUAACGCACACCUCGGAGCCCAAGUCGGAGAAUGGAAUCAAGCUCUCCAGCUCCUUCUCGGUUAACAUGUCCGGGGAGAAAUCUCACGACCUGGACCACAAUGGACACAACAUACAGUUCAAGUCGGGGUCCGCGGGACACCUCUCAGGGGGCCCGCUAUCCCCGUCCAGGGUGAGCCUGACCAGGGCUUCGUCUAGUGGGAAUACCGCACAGGACCAAUCCACACCCAGUGAUUACCUUUUCCUGGCCAUCUUUUCCUGCUUCUGUCCCAUAUGGCCGGUCAACGUAGUGGCGCUGGUUUUCUCAAUCAUGUCCAGGAACAGCCUGCAGCAGAACGACGUUGACGGGGCACGGAGGCUGGGCCGCCUGGCAAGACUGCUGAGCAUCGUCUCCAUAGUGCUGGGCACCAUGAUCAUCACUGCCUACUUAGUCUUCACAGUGUACGGCAGUGUGUGGUGAGGAGCGCUGGACGGACGGGAGGAGGCGCCCGACCUUUUUCAAAUGUUUUCUAAAAAAUACAACGGAAAGUUUGUGAGAAAAAAGAAGAAAUUUCUGCGCGAUAGAAAACCCCGCUCCGGAUAUGAAAAAAAAAAAAGAAACGACAAAAUAAUAUCUGGAUCCUUGAAAACAAACGAAAACAAAAGAAACGCAUGCACCAAUAGUUAAUGACUGCUUGAAGCAAAACCCAGAAAAUAUAUUAACAAAAAAAAGAAUAAAAAUAGAAAA
This is a messenger RNA of Acipenser ruthenus (sterlet), 2378 nucleotides long. Its product is annotated as trafficking regulator of GLUT4 1-like. Lineage: Eukaryota; Metazoa; Chordata; Actinopteri; Acipenseriformes; Acipenseridae. The transcript has 3 exons. Gene Ontology annotation, cellular component: membrane. Bases 1560 to 2111 code for a protein of 183 amino acids. The record is from RefSeq and is a predicted model, not a curated record.